AUGUCAACUCAUAAGCCCCAGCUGGACCUGCUGGCAAGGGAUCUAGCUGCUGCUGGAAGCGAAACCAGUCGCUAUGUGGAUGGCGAAAACGGGUAUCAUGUUGUCCUUUAUUACACAUCAACGCUUGUAACCGCCAUGGUAGAGGCGGUAGCAAUCUGCGCACGCGUCAGUAUUGGAGUAGAGUUUUCGUCGUCUCUGUGUUGCUUUGGAUGCUGGUAUGUGUUUGUGAUCGUAGAGCACGAUCCUACAUCAUCAUAUGGUAUUGGGUGGCUAUUUGUAUGUGUUUUUACAACUACUUAUGAGAUCGAUGCCGAUAAGGUUAAGCCGCCGUUGCUCAGUAAAUUACGCAGUGGAGCUUCAAAUUACUUUUAUCCGUUACCGUCAUAA
Messenger RNA from Cylicocyclus nassatus, 387 nucleotides. Lineage: Eukaryota; Metazoa; Nematoda; Chromadorea; Rhabditida; Strongylidae. The record is from the annotation of a GenBank genome assembly.